Cladophialophora yegresii CBS 114405 is the source of this 840-nucleotide messenger RNA. RefSeq lists its product as uncharacterized. The transcript has a single exon. Lineage: Eukaryota; Fungi; Ascomycota; Eurotiomycetes; Chaetothyriales; Herpotrichiellaceae. The record is from RefSeq and is a predicted model, not a curated record. Bases 1 to 840 code for a protein of 279 amino acids.
AUGGCGACAAAGACAGAAGUGCCGGGCAUCGCCAUAAUCACCGGUGCCGCAUCCGGGAUGGGCAGAGCAACUGCCCUCGCAUUCGCGGUCGCAGGCGCCACGGGCUUUGCCCUCCUCGACCUGAACGAAGCUGGCCUCGCCGAGACCAAAACCCUCGUCUCAAAGGCCCAUCCAUCAGCGAGAGUCGAAACAUACAAAUGCGACGUGACGCAAGAAUCCAGCGUCAUCUCCGCCUACACCUCCGCCAAGGAAGCCUUUUCCCGCAUCGACUACGCGGUCCACUGCGCCGGCAUCGUCACCUUCCAGGGCCCCUCCGCCGACUGCACGCUCGAGGCCUUCGACCACCAGAACAACGUCAACUACCGCGGCCUAUGGCUGUGCGCGCGCGAAGCCCUGCGGAACAUGCGCACCCAGAGCCUCGACACCGAAGCAUACCCGGACGCCGAUAUCCCGCCCCACCGUGCACAGAGGGGGAGCAUCGUCAACAUCUCCUCCGGCCUGGCCCUGCACUCUCAGUCCGGCAUCCCGGCGUACUGCGGCGCCAAAGCGGGCGUCACGGCCAUCACGCGCAGUGACGCGCUCGACUACGCGACGCAGCGCGUCCGCGUCAACAGUGUCCUCCCUGGCGUGGUGGACUCGCCUAUGACGAACCCUAGUCCGGAGAUUCGGCAGUGGAUGUACGAUAACCCGGUGAAGAAAGCCACGCCGAUGCGACGAUUCGGUCUGCCCGAGGAGAUUGCUGACGUGUGCGUCUUUUUGAGCGGGAAUAAGGCGAGUUUCGUCACAGGGGCGUGUUGGUCGGUCGAUGGAGGAUUCUGCGCGGGAUACUCUUAUGAGUGA